This is a messenger RNA of Vigna umbellata (rice bean), 3077 nucleotides long. RefSeq names its product Transducin/WD40 repeat-like superfamily protein (gene LRS1). The record is from RefSeq and is a predicted model, not a curated record. NCBI's taxonomy places the organism in Eukaryota, Viridiplantae, Streptophyta, Magnoliopsida, Fabales, Fabaceae. Gene Ontology annotation, biological process: double-strand break repair via homologous recombination. Gene Ontology annotation, molecular function: ubiquitin binding.
ACGGAGCUGCUUUUGAUGAAUCAUCGGCCAUGCUGCUUAUUUUUCCUCUCUCCAUGGUUUUGGUUUAUCCUUUCUUCGACUGUAAAGACCAUCUUGCCCUCAGAUAAAAGGCAUAAACGGGUCAAAGGAUCUACCGGAAUAAAUCUGGACGCCCAUAUUUCCACACCCAUGUUCGCUGUCUUCACCCUUCUCUCUCUCCUUCGUCCAAACAUUUUCUCUCUCUAAACUUGAAACCUUGCCACUGCAACAAACGCAAGCACUCAAAGUGCUCCCAAUUUCUCACUCAUCACGUUUCUGCAAUGCACCGCGUGGGUAGUGCGAGCAACGGAAACAACUCAACUCGUCCUCGCAAGGAGAAGAGAUUAACCUAUGUGUUGAAUGAUUCUGAUGACACUAAGCAUUGUGCAGGCAUAAAUUGUUUGGCUCUGCUUACAUCUGAAGCAUCUGACGGGUCUGAUUAUCUCUUCACUGGGAGCCGUGAUGGCAGGUUAAAGCGAUGGGUACUAUCUGUGGAUAGAGCAACAUGCUCGGCUACUUUUGAAUCUCAUGUUGAUUGGGUUAAUGACGCUGUUCUUGUUGGUGACAGUACACUUGUUUCUUGUUCGUCAGAUACUACCCUCAAGACAUGGAAUGCCUUGUCCCUUGGAACUUGUACUAGGACGCUUCGGCAACACUCUGACUACGUUACAUGCCUUGCAGCAGCAGGAAAAAAUAGCAAUAUUGUUGCCUCUGGUGGCCUUGGUGGGGAGGUUUUUGUAUGGGAUAUAGAGGCUGCCACCACUCCAGUCUCUAAGAGCAAUGACAGUACAGUUGACGAAUCUUCAAAUGGUAUCAAUGGUUCUGGCAACUCACUACCAUUGACAAGCUUGCGAACUAUUAACUCAAGCACCAAUAUGUCCAUGAACACUAAUCAAACUCAGGGAUACAUUCCAAUUGCUGCCAAAGGCCAUAAAGAUUCUGUUUAUGCAUUAGCUACAAAUGAAAGUGGAACAAUUCUCGUGUCUGGUGGCACUGAAAAGGUUGUGCGCGUCUGGGACGCAAGAACAGGAUCAAAGACUCUAAAGCUAAAAGGUCACACAGAUAACAUCAGGGCUCUGCUUCUGGAUUCUACUGGCAGAUAUUGUUUAUCUGGAUCUUCAGACUCAAUGAUAAGGCUUUGGGAUAUAGGUCAGCAGAGAUGUGUGCAUUCUUAUGCAGUUCAUACAGAUUCUGUUUGGGCACUUGCCAGCACCCCAACGUUUAGUCAUGUUUAUAGUGGGGGGAGAGACUUUUCAUUAUACUUGACAGAUUUGCAAACCAGAGAGAGUAGUUUGCUUUGUACUGGCGAGCACCCUAUUCUUCAAUUAGCUUUGCACGGUGAUAACAUGUGGGUUGCAUCAACAGACUCUUCAGUUCAUAGAUGGCCCACUGAAGGAUGCAACCCUGAAAAGAUUUUCCAGAGAGGCAAUUCUUUUUUAGCAGGAAACUUGUCUUUUUCAAGAGCAAGAGUGUCACUGGAAGGAUCUACCCCUGUUCCUGUAUACAAAGAACCUACCUUAACUAUCCUUGGUACACCUGCAAUAGUACAACAUGGAGUUUUGAAUAAUAAGAGGCAUGUGCUGACAAAGGAUGCAUCUGGUUCAGUGAAACUUUGGGAGAUUACUAAAGGCGUUGUGAUUGAAGAUUAUGGAAAGGUUUCAUUUGAGGAGAAAAAGGAAGAGUUAUUUGAGAUGGUUAGCAUUCCUGCAUGGUUUACUGUGGAUACCAGGCUUGGGAGCUUGUCAGUUCAUUUGGACACACCCCAGUGUUUUUCUGCAGAAAUGUAUUCAGCAGAUCUUAACAUUGUCGGCAAGCCUGAAGAUGAUAAGGUUAAUUUGGGCCGCGAAACCCUUAAAGGGCUCAUGGCUCAUUGGUUGAGAAAACGAAAGCAGAGAACAGGAUCCCCAGCUUCGGCUAAUGGGGAGUUAUUAUCUGGAAAAGAUAUUGCUUCUAGAAGUCUUACCCAUUCAAGAAUUGAGGUUGAUGGUAGUUCUGAGAAUGAUACUAUGGUUUAUCCUCCGUUUGAAUUCUCAGUUACUUCCCCUCCUUCCAUUAUUACUGAGGGCUCUCAUGGAGGUCCGUGGAGGAAAAAAAUUACUGAUUUAGAUGGAACUAAGGAUGAGAAAGACUUCCCCUGGUGGUGCCUUGAUUGUGUCUUGAAUAAUCGGUUACCUCCCAGAGAAAACACUAAAUGCAGUUUCUAUUUGCAGCCGUGUGAAGGCUCCUCAGUCCAGAUUGUCACCCAAGGGAAGCUAAGUGCUCCACGUAUAUUAAGAAUUCACAAGGUUAUUAAUUAUGUAAUUGAGAAGAUGGUGCUUGACAAACCUUUGGACAGCUUAAAUGCUGAUGGUAGUUUCGCCCCUGGGGUUACUGGUUCACAGUCACAGCAUCAAACAGUUGGAGAUGGAUCCUUUCGAUCUGGAUUUAAGCCUUGGCAAAAGCUUAGACCUUCUAUUGAAAUAUUGUGCAGCAACCAGGUCCUAUCUCCUGAAAUGAGCUUGGCCACAGUGCGAGCUUAUAUAUGGAAGAAAACAGAGGACUUGGUUCUAAAUUACAGACUAGUUCAAAGCAGGUGACUACCAAUUGCAUAUGCAUCAGAGGUUUUGUUGUGAUUAUGUAAAAUGCUUCUGAGCAACUAUUGUUCUUGGGUUGCCUGCAUUGAUCGGUAGUAUUAUAGGAAUUUGUAAAUUCUUAGUGUUCAUUAUCACCAAAUUUAGUGACAUUCUCCAAACCUGCUUGGAUAGUUUAUUCUUUAUUGGAGAGCUGUUACUGUAAAUUUUGAACUAUAUCUAGCUGGCGUGCAUAGUUCUGCUGGACAUGGCGGUGUCUUCUGCAUCUGUCGCGAUGAAGGUUUUUAAUUGACUCUGUUGAGGAUUAGUGGGAAUCAUACUGCCAGAGUGGGGUGUUUUUUCAGGAAUCAGGUAGUUGAUAUAGAGAUGACAACGAAAACGUUGUAAAUUUGAAUUGUGAUAAUAUCUGGCCAGAGUAAUUAUGUUGUCCAGGUGCAUAUUUACAUCAUAAAAUUUUGUUAAUUCUAAUAAUAUUUUCAUUUGUUCAAA